CCCCAUUCUCUUCUCCUCUUUGCUCUUCCAAAUCCGAUUACAAUCCUCUCCACCAUUACCCCACUCUCUGAACUGAUACACAAACCCUAGAAAGCAAUCUUAAAAGCAUUCAAUCCUCCCUCCAUUUCUGCUCCCUUUUCCCUUCCAUCACUUUACCAUGAACCCUUACUCCUUCACCGUCGAUUCCCUCUCCAAAUCCCAGGACCUCGCCGCCGCCAUCCUCGCCUCCUCCACUCCCUCCCAGAUUUCCGCCGCCUGCUCCUCCCUCGACGCCUUCCUCCGCUCCCACUCCCCCGACCAGUCCCGCCACUUCUUCUCCCUCGCCUUCCCCGCCCUCAUCUGCAAGCUCUACGGCUUCGACGACGCCUCCCCCUCUCCUCCUCCUCCUCCGCCUUCUUCCUCCUCCGGCGGUGGCGGCUGGAUCGACGUCGUCUUCCACUCCAACGACGCCGAUCUCGCCGCUAGGGUCUUCGACCUCCUCUCCCCCGAUGGAGUGCUGUUCCAUUUGAUCUCCGCCGUCGAUCGUCAGUCCCUCGUCAAGUACGUUUUCCCUACCGAGCGGCUGCCGGAGUGGGCCCGGCUGGUUCUCUCAGCGGACAAGGAUUGUCAGGGGUUGAACGCGUUGUGUCCUGUUUUCCAAGGUAAAGUGAGGGAAGGAGGAUCGAGUAAGGGCUCUUCUUCUUCUUCGUCGUCGUAUCAAAUUCAGCUCAAUGUUUUCGAGUAUUUCGUGUAUUGGUUCGCUUACUACCCGAUUUGCAAAGCCAAUAGCGAGAAUUCGAGUGGUGCGAUGAUGUCGGCGACGAAGAGUAAGACGGUGUCGAAAUUGGAGAAUUGGGCUUCUUCGAUCCCCAGGCUGUCGCAUGCUAAGCGUGGGAAUGAGCAGAAAUUGGAGUGUAAUCUUUAUGUCAGGCUUUUGUAUGCUUAUUUGCGUGCCUUUGUGCCUGUUCAGGGUAUGGAUACUCACCAGCCUUAUCGUAGCUCGCUUUUGCAUUAUGGUUAUGGAGGAGAUGGUGGCUCUUCCAUGAUGAGAGCAGAGUUUUUUGUUGAUACUUUGGUGCACUAUUGGCUCGUUGAUAAUGAUUUCUCACCACUACCUGUUAAUCUUUGUAAGUCUGUGGGAUUAUCAUUUUCACUGAGGUCAGUACUGGGUGAGACUCCACCAUCGUCUAGUUUGGGUGAGGUAGUCAAGUUGUUGGUUAAGUACUUGAAUUGUAGUGCCCGUGUGGCCCAAGAAGUUGUUGGACGAGUUGAAAAUGCAAAUGGAGGAAGGUUUUCCCCAAGCUCCUUUGAUAUGAAAUCAGGAGAAUUGGUUGCUUCUGUAUAUAAGUCUUCAGAGUUGGUUGGGUCCUGGAACUUGUGCAUUCAAAGACCGCUAUAUCGAUUCAUUCUCAGAACUUUUCUUUUCUGUCCCAUGGGCACUUCGUUAAAGAAUGCAUCUCAGGUGUUCUCUGUUUGGGUUAUGUACAUGGAACCAUGGAAGAUUGCAAUGGAUGAUUUUCUGGAGCUCGAUACGAAUGUUGGUUCUUCUGGGAUAGAUAUGAAUAAGAAAGUUGGACAAAGCAGACAAUGUGGGUAUCAAUCUUCGUGGGAAGGCUAUGUCUUGUCCAAUUACUUGUACUACAGCUCAUUGAUUAUGCAUUUUAUUGGAUUCGCACAUAAGUUUCUUCACACUGAUCCUGUAGUGAUUGCGGAGAUGGUGUUAAAGGUUAUAACAGUAUUGACAUCAAACAAAGAGCUGAUAAAUCUGAUAAAGAAUGUGGAUAAAGUCUUUCAUACCAAACAAGCUGGAUCUGGGAAAGCCAUGCUCAGUAGUUUAUACAAAUAUGUACCCUUAAUCAGAGAUCAGUUGCAGGAUUGGGAGGAUGGUCUGUGUGAGAGUGAUGCUGAUGGAUCUUACUUGCAUGAGAACUGGAACAGAGAUCUGAGGCUCUUUAGUGAUGCAGAAGAUGGAGGACAACAAUUGUUACAGUUGUUUCUAUUACGCGCAGAGUCCGAAUUGCAAGCCAACUCUGGCGUUAAUUUUUCACAAAACCUGGAGCUUAUAGAGUCACUGAAGGAGCAAGUGAGCUGUUUAUUUGGUUGCUAUGCCAUGAGAUCAAUUUCUUUCACACCGGAGAAGAAACAACUGGCAGAGCAUACUCGAGAUGAUAUAUUCACCCCCAGAAAACUUGGAAAUCACACCUUUGCUGAUGUCAAGUACAAGGGUGACUGGAUGAAGCGUCCAGUAUCUGCAGAUGAGGUUGCAUGGCUUGCAAAUUGGUUUGUCUGCUUGUCGUGUUGGCUAAAUGAGACCCUUGGGUUGGAUCGAGCUGAAAAUGGCGAUGUGAGCUCGAAGUGGUCUUAUGUCGAGGUUUCUAGCUACUCAGCAAAUAUUGAUGGACCUACAGAAACCAUGAAGACUAUGUUGCAUGCUAUCUGCUCAUGGCUCUUAAUACUGGGUGCUACGGUUAUUGGGUUGAUGAGGAAGCAUGGUAUUCGGGUGAAUCUUAGGCCAUUAGCAUUGAAGAAAGUUAUUACAGUUCUGCUCCUGUCCGCUCUUUUUAGUGUUGUGAAGAAGGGUGUUAGAAUGUUUCUGCGAGCAUAGCCUUUAUCGAAGAAACAAGAUAGGGAGAAAUCAGGGGAGAAAGGAGAGUACAGAAGUAAUUAAAAAGUAAAAACUACCGAUGUAGGAAUAGAUGAAUGUUUGCUUAGUUUGUUCAAAGAGGGGGAAACAAAAGGGGAAUGUUUACACAGGAUCAGGAAAUAGUUUUAAAGAAAAGAAGUCAAUUUUUCUUCUAUGUUUUGAGGCAUGGCUGGCUUUCUGGGAGCUUUGCUGAUUCUCAUCCUGGAAGGGGACCAUGCUUAAGCAAUCUUACAGAUUCCAAAUGGUAUAGCUGAGAUUGGUUGAUCAGCUCAAUAGCAUCUUCUCCAGCAGGCUCCAGCUUGAAUAUUCCCUGGAUUUCGACGAGCUCGUUGCAAUAGAUGAUGCUCAAAAGCAACAAGUUAUAGAAAUUUGGAAGAUUUGUGAUCCUCCGUAACAAGUUGCAGUGGAACACAUUUAGCUUCUCCAAACUCCUUGGGAGCUCCGGAAGCCAUAUCAGGCUGUUACAUCCAGAUAAGUCCAGGCUCUCGAGAACCGAGAGAUCUGUGAAGGUCUCGGGAAGCUGACUAAUAGGGUUUUUUGCUGAGGUUCAGUGUUUUCAAACAGGGCAGGCAUUUGAGAUCUUUAGGAAUUGUAUUGUCAGAAAUGUUGCAGUUGCUGAGGCUUAAGCUCACCAAUGAAUAUGGCAAAACAGAAACUGAAAGAGAUGUUAGUUUCUUCUUAUGUGAUUGAUUCACUGCAACUCCAUCCAUGUGAAGUGACUUGAGGGAUUCCAUCUUCCAUGGCUUUAUUGGGAGAUCAAGAUUUGUGCAACCAGAUAAGACGAGUUCUUCGAGGGAUAGUAGUUCAAAGUUGUUUGGAAGUCUUCUAAGGCUCAUGCAAUUUUUCAGAUUUAGAACUGCAAGCUUUUUGAGAUGGACUAUGGAUUUGUUGAUCUCUAGCAGACGGAUGCAACCCUUGAGUACUACUUUUUCCAGGCUAGGUAGGCUGAGAAAGUCUGGAGUCCUUACGAGAUCAUGAGAGUGACUCAGGUUCAGGAUCUUCAAUUCUCGGAGAAACUGUCCUUUCCAGGCAAACUUGAGGCAGCUGUGACGCAUAUCGAGCACAACGAGCUUCUCCAAAUGCCAAGCUUGAGGUAUGGAUUUCAAGGGGAAUCCUCUCCACAACAACCAGAUCAAGCUUCUGGGGAGAUCCUUGUAUUCUUCUCCGUUGAGCUUAACAUGACCGAGCUUCAGCAAUCUCAGCCUGCUCAUCUUUGCAAGCGCUUUCGUCUGAAACUUCAUCAUCCCAUCUGGCAACUUUCUGGAUCCAUCAGCCUUUCUGCACCACCUGAAUAACCGGAGAAGGCAUUUCCUGGAAGAAUCUUCAUCAGGACUUCCAUGGCCGUGUUCUUCCAAGUUCAGGGAUAGUCCCCUGACUCUUUCAGUCCCCUGUUUUUUUCCCAGCCAGAGUUAGAAAAACCGCAGAGAGAGAAUGGAAGAACAACAGACUUCCCAAACUUACAGUGCUCUCUCUCAAAGCUUCAAUGGCAUCCUUCUGCCGCCACAACCUGCUGCGCUCUCCUGGAUUCUCGGAUUCGUCGAAAACAAUUGCUCUCCCCAUGUCCCGAACCAACUGAUGCAUCCUCACCCUACGAUCUUCAUCGACCGUCACAAGAAGCAGGCCACAUCGAGGAACACUCUCCUAUGGUGAUCAUUCUCCAGCGAAUCGUAGCUGAUCUUCAGAAUCUUCAGAACUUUCCUAGGUGGAAUCGUCUCCAUUUCUUCCAGCGCACUCUCCCACAGCUCUAUGCUCUUGUUGGCGAGUGAAGAGCCCAGAACUUCCAAAGCUAAAGGCAGACCCUGACAGUAGUUUGCGACCGAUUUUGAGUGCUUCACGUGGCUCCUCAAUGGGUGAUGCUGUUCGAACGCAUGCCAGCUGAAUAGUUCCAGCGAAUUGGUUUCGUCCAGCGGCUCAACUCGGAACUUGGUGGUCAUGUCACUUCGCCUGAAGUUAUACGAUUAUCAUAAUCGAUAAGUUACAUAAAUUGUAAAGUAGUAACAUUGGGAAAUCAUAAAAUGGAAUCGCUAAACCUGAACAGCGAUUCGUGUCUAGUCGUCACGAUGAUUUUGCUUCCUCUGCAGCAGCAGUCUCUAGCUCCAAGUAUGGCGUCCAAUUGGUCGACUUCAUCAACGUCGUCGAGAACUAGGAGAACCCUUUUGAAGCAGAUGGCAUCCCGGACAUGUAGAACUCCUUCAUGUUGACUAACCCGUUGUGUUGCUCUGAAGCUUCCUUAACAUUCGCUAAGAAGCUUGACCCAUCAAACUUGUCGAAGCUCAGGUUAUAACCUGCCUUUGCAAUGGUCGUUUUCCCGACCCCACCGAUCCCGUAGAUUACAGCCAGGACGCCAUUACUGGCGGAGCUGCACUCGUCACUCUGCAGCACCCAUGAGCUGAUGCGGUUUAUGUGAUGAUCGACGCCAACAAGAUUGGAAGGCACAUGAAGCGGCACCCGGGUAACUCUGCUUCUCACUUUCUCAACUAUAUCUUGGAUGAACCGUGCCUCGUACCUGCCAUGCAUUCUACUGAGUUAACGAAAUAUCGUGUUCAAAAAAAAAAAAAAAAAAAAAUUAGAACAUGGUAACUUGUUCACGCCAAGCUACCAACAUGCAUCAUGUAUGUAUCUUCUCACGCAACUCUCCAUUUUCUCAUUCAUUUCUCAUCGAAUAAGAGAAAAGUUUUCGAAAAGUGACUGCGUACCCAUUUUGCAAGACUAGUCCUGCAAUUUCUGAAACCUGAAGAAGUGCUUCCUUCCACACACCAACUAUCUCCAUUUCUGCAGAACCUUUGGCAAAGCAGCUUCCCAUUUGCUUGGCCAAAUCAGCAGGAUUGACGUCGUAGUAGACGGGAAGAACGACAUGGUGUGGAGCUGAUCGACGAUGCUCUUCCAUGAUCAUGGCCAGCUCGUCGAGGCACCAAAACGAGGAAGUGUAGUCCUUGGAGAAGACGAUGAUGGAGACUCUCGACUGUCGGAUGGCUUGUUUGGUUUCUUCGCCUAUGUUUUUGCCACGGUUGAUGUCGUUGUCGUCUUUGAAGGUGUGGAAGCCUUCCUGCUUCAGGGCUCUGUGGAGGUGGUCGGUGAAGUUCUUGCGGGUGUCUUUGCCUCUGAAGCUGAGGAAGACGUGGUAAGUGAAAGGUGGCAUGAUAUUGAGAGAGGUUUGAUGGGAUCGUUUUGGUUACAGUGGGGAGUGAUUGCAGAAGGAAUAUGAAAGUUGGGAAGAGGGCUGAAGUAUAUUUAUAGUAAAAUUAUGCGUUCAAAUCACUCUCGUCAGAAGGUUACAGAAUGUUGUCUUUGGAUCUCGCUAAGGUUAGGAUGAUAAUUCUGUUAUAGGCAUUUCUUUCACAUUGAGUAUGAGUUGAGUAGAGAUAGUAAGAUAUCUAUUACACCAUCAACAACUAUGAAAUAGCAUAUUUAUUUUAUAUGUGGUUCUUACCGUUAUCGUUAC
Molecule: messenger RNA, 6065 nt
Organism: Linum tenue
Lineage: Eukaryota; Viridiplantae; Streptophyta; Magnoliopsida; Malpighiales; Linaceae
Source: the annotation of a GenBank genome assembly